UGGUCAUCAGUUCUCUUAUCACCAUCGAGCUGUUCACACGGAGCUUUGCUUGGCCAAGGCUCAAAUCUUCAUCAAAGUGAUCCAGGUGGAAAAAGUGAAAAUUUUCCUGGUCGCCAUCCGCUGGAGCAGUAGGCUGUGCGUGCGUGUGUGUGUGCGUGGGGAAAAGCUUCCUCUUGCGUUAGCAGUGUGAGUGGAAGCAACACUUGGUUUCCUCUCGCUCUGGGCUGGAGCGGGAGUGAGAGCCGCGGAGAGUAAAAGAGAGCGCGGGUUGGUCGUUCUCUCCCGCGUGGAAAGCGUGAUAAGAUUUCCCGACCAAACCAAAACAGAAUCCAAAACAACAUUUCCAUCAACACCACCACCAUCACCUCUCUUCACCCAUUUUUCCUGAGCAGCCGUUUACAGAAAAGCUACUAAGAUUGCAACAGCAAUAGAAAUAACAGCUAUGCCUGAAGUGUUGCCACUUUCUGGCAUGGCUGACGCCGAGCCGGACCUGUCGACGUUCGAGAACAAGUCCGGCCUGGCGGAGGAUAUGAAGUUUCUGGCGUCGAUGCCGGAACUGUGCGACGUGACCUUCCUGGUGGGGGAAACGCGCGAGCCGGUGUGCGCCGUGAAGGCCGUCCUGGCCGCCAGAUCACGCGUUUUCCAGAAAAUGCUCUACCAGGCUCCGUCACCGCAGCGCAAGAAAGAACCUCCUCCCAGGGAGAACAAACUGCGGCUGUUUCUGAAACGCUCGUCGGAACCACUGCUGAACCUGCAGAAUGCAGCCCAACAGCCGGCCGGCCAGCAGCACCAGACGCUGAUCAUCGAAGAGUUCGAGCCGGACGUGUUCCGCCAGCUCAUCGAGUACAUCCACACGGGCUGUGUCACGCUGCAGCCGCGGACGCUGCUGGGCGUCAUGAACGCGGCCGAUUACUACGGGCUGGAGGAGUUGCGCCGUGCCUGCGGUGGCUUUGUCCAGUGCUGCAUCAACGUGGACACCGUGUGCGCCCUGUUGGCUUCGGCCGAGCGGUACAUCCAGUACAAGUGCACCAAGAGUCUGGUGCAGAAGGUGCUGGAGUUUGUCGACGAGCACGGCAAUGAGGUGCUGAACUUGGGCAGUUUCACGCUGCUGCCGCAGCACGUGGUAAGGUUGAUCUUGGCCCGUGAGGAUCUGCGCGCGGAUGAGUUCACCAAGUUCCAGGCGGCACUCAUGUGGAGCAAGAAGUACUGUGACUCCAACUCGGAUCCGCUCAAGGAGGUGAUUGGGAACUUUCUGGAGUUUAUACAGUUCCACAAGAUUCCCGCCAAUGUGCUGAUGCGGGAGGUUCAUCCGCUGGGGAUCGUUCCGUACUCAAUCAUUAUGAAUGCGUUGGCCUUUCAGGCAGACCCAACAAGUGUGGACCCCGGAAAGCUCUCCCCCAACUCCAGUCGAUCAUCCAAAUCCCACCACCAUCACCAUCACUCGAAAUCACUCCCAAAGAUCCGCAAGGCCAAAUCCCAGAGUUUCCGAACCCGACGUAGUCCAUCGGAACGCAAGAGCCACGGUUCAUCCACACCGUGGAACUUUAAUGCCGAUCAACGCAAGAGUCCCGUAACAACGCUUCAGCAGCAGAUUCAACAACACAUCCCAAAAUCACCGGGAAGUACCUCGGCUCAUCUCGAGCACCGUAGUUCGAUCAGUUCUCAGAAAAGUCCAGCCCUGUCACGGCAGGGAACGCUCAGAUCGUCACAUCGGCGCAAGAGCAGUCUUGGUGCGUCGUUGAAUCUCAACCAGGGCCGACGCAGCCCAAUUGGUAUGCUGAAUGACCGAAGUCCCCAGGGACGGAAAAGCCCAAACCUUCUCAUCACCGACCAAAUGUACACUCAAAGUUUCCAGGUUCACCUGGACCGUCGAUCACCGACGGCAAUGUCCCUGUCCGGUAGACGGAGUCCGUCGGGGCUGCGAUCACCCUCGGGAUUGCGGUCACCCUCGGGAUUACGGUCCCCGUCCGGAUUCCGAUCCCCGUCAGGUUUGGCCAGUCCAUCCGAUCGACGCAGUCCGCUCGGAUUCAACCUCCAGACCGAGUAUUCCAACAUGCUGCAGAGUCAGAAUGAUCGUUUCAGUCCCAACUCCCUCAGCAGUCACUCAGCUCAGGAUCGUCGUAGUCCUACGACCCACUUGCCACCGGAACGCAGCAGAAGCCCAAUUGGGUUCCAGUCGCGGUACGGCAGCAGUUUCUACGGCGAUCGUUCGACUCGCACUAGUCCGACAACUCACACCAGCAUUCCACCGAUUACCAUCUCGAACCCAUCGGAGACGUACGACAUCGUACAGAAAUCGAUGAUCCCAGCACAAAGCCUCGGAACGUUCUCCGCUGAAACCGGAGGUACCGCUCGUACCGAUGUCUACCUCCUCCCACGGGGCCACAACGCCUGGUUCUGCUGGCUCAGGCUCGGCCACAGGGACACAAGAGAAGAAGGAAAAACUAGUGUGAUGCGAGAAAUUCUAGCAUUCGUACGGAAGCCCUCGAAGAAGGUCACCACGAGGACGAGCAAGUUUGCGGCCGCCUUCUCGAGGGCCGAGUCCGCCACGGGAGCUCCUUUGCUACGGCAGAGCACCUUCUCCAGCAUUCAAGCUUCAUCAAGUUGCGCCGGUCGCAACGCCAUCACGAAGCAAAUGUCGGAAAUUGGCUUUGAGCCGAUCAUGUCCUCGUUGAAGCUGAAGAGCGUCGGAUCCAAGAUGUCGCUUAAAUCGUUGCGGAAGUUUAGCACCGAAAAGCGGGACAAAAAGUCAAGCGGAGAUGAAAUAAGCGACAUUGAGAGCAGCGAUGGCGGGAAGUUGGAAUCGUCAGGAAGUCAACAGCAGGACGAAAGAUUUGAACUGGAGAACGUGCACUUUGAAAAGGUAGGUGAUUCGUACAUAAAACACGAUCAAAUCAAAGAAGAAGAGAGUCCUCGAAGUUCGCAAGAUAGUGGAGAUGCCGACGAUGGCAGACUGAAGAUCACACCCGUCAGCGAGAUCAAGAAAUCGUUGGAGGCACUGUUUACGCGGCAGGAACCGAUCGACGAAGCCGCUGAAGAUGCACGCAAGGACUCGGAGACGAUUCAGUGUCCAACGUUCGAGAUUGAGCCACCUUCGCGUAGGGCAUCGUUUGAUCCUCCACGCUCGCCGUACCUGGAAAACCUCCGAAGUUUGAGCGAUACCGAUCACGAAGGAACUCACCACAGCCGGCUGGAUUCCGGUGGGGACAGUUUCGAGCUGGUCGAUACGACGGAUCGUCGCGGUGAGAGUAGCGUCAGUGAUCGUCACUCGUCGAUGGACACCAGCUUCGACAUCAGCCGGUACCAUUCGACUAGCUACGAGGAUCAAAACUCUAGCUUCGAGCUGGUAGAGCUGGACAACUCUCAACGAACUUCAGCAAAAGAUGAUAAAAUCUCACCGUACGACAUACGGAAAUCCUCGAUCGAACUCGUUGACGCGGACACCUUUCAACGGUCGUACCCGGAAGGCCGCAAGUCUUCGCUGGAGACGCACUUUGAUCUCGCGGAAGGCUAUCAACCGACCAGCCCGCGCAGUGCGUUCACCGUAAUUCCAAAGGCUCGCAAGCAGAUCUCGGAACCGGGUAGAAACCGCGAUUAUCACACUCCCACCGGCAAGGCCGGUAUGAAGACUCACUACUCAGCGCCACACCGUGCCAAAUCUCCACUCUCGACUCAGACCUCAUCGAACUUUAGUUCACGGGACAGCUACGACUCGAUUUUCGAAUCGAUGCCCCACUGUGAAGUACGCAGCCCGUACUCGGAACGAGAGGGCAAGCAUCACUUUCCACUGCCUCCACGCAAGUUCUCCAACGAAUCUUCCUCGCGCUUCCUCUGUACCGACAAACGCUGUGCCUCAAUCUUCGAACCUCGCCCAGCUCGUCUUUCGUCGACCCACCUGGACACGUCCAGUGGGAGUGAGUUCGAGCCACCGUCGCCACGACGGGCGGCCAGCGCCUCACCCAAGCAUACCUUCACCUUCCGGAUCGUGCUGAAGAAGGUGGACAGCUCACCGGAUGCCAUCUGCCCGUCGGCGGAACGACGCAACCGCGAAAAGAUCGACAAGCACAAGAGGCGCGACAGCCGGCGCAAAAAGCUGCUCGAAAUCGGCAAAAGCUUCUAAGUAGGCGUCGCGCACACAUCAAAGUUGGCGCUGACUGGGAAUUUCCCAAAGCAAUGGAGAUUGCUCAAAAACACGCAUUUCGCGAUACAUUUAUUUCCUCGUGUUGGUAUUGUGCACAUUUCAUGAUUCAAAUCGUAAAAUUAUUAUUCAAAGUAUAUGCUAGAUGUUUUCCAAUCAAUGAGCUGGAUUGAAUAAAUCAGCAUCAUUUCACGUCCCCUUAUUUAACAUCACAUUUAAUAAAACACACAUAAUUCUCUAGUAUUCAAAGAGAGGCAAUAUUUUCCACUUUGUAUGGUGUCAUGUUUCAUAUAUUCACAAAAAAAUAUAAAGAACGGGAGGCUUUCGGUGAAAGACUUUACUAUCGAUCGGCAAUCAAUCUACAUUAUUCAAAAGAGAUCGCUCAAAGCUUCCCGAGAUCCAAUAAUUCUAAAUAUGACAAGUUUACAAUUUUAUCGUACAGUAUUUAUGAAGCAUGUUAUAACAUCAACUUUCACUGAGCGCAAAAUAUACGACAAAGAUUACAAUUUUAAACAAAUUUAACAGUACACAAAGUAAAACACAAAACCCUUACGAAAAAUAAAGUGUUCAGAAUAUACUAACAAAAACCGGGUAAGACUCACGAGCAGCAGCAGCAGCAAAGCGUAGCAUCAUUACACUAGCAAAACAAAAAGAAGCAAAACAAAAUCAUAUUGUUGUACUAAUCAGAGUGAAGAAGACAUGUUAUCCUCCUCGAAACCGAUGGCUGUCCUGUGCAAACAGAAAAGAAGUAGUAAAAUUCGUUAUCAAAUCGUACAGUUUCUGAAAAGGGUUUAAAUCUCCUGUUUAAAACUAAUGUGCACUUUAUUCAUCUAAUGAAAAAAAAAAAAGUAGUAAAACAGUUAUUCUAUAACACAAACACGAGAAAGGACAUUGAAAUAUCAAUUUCGGACAUCAAACAGCAUCAUCACCAUCAUCACAAUCGCAGUAGGCAUUGAGUGAAUUUGUUUGGUUGAGGGUUUCUGUGGAAACAGACUAUGUUUCACACACACACAAACACGUCAGCAGAGGAAAUUUGGCGACAAAAACGGGGAUCAAAACUUCAUGGACCACGCACUACAAUCAAAAGCAAGAUAUCAAAAAAGAUAACAAAAAAAAAAAAACAACUUACUUAUCUGUAAACUCAACACUUAAUUUUACACUCGAGUUCGUCUCCCGUGGGAGUGGGUGGGUACAUCCUUUGCCCGCUGGGUGACGACGAAACAAUGCUGGACAAUGGGGCCGUACCGAAAAAAUAGCUAGUAAAACCAAGCAGGAAAAUCGCAUUUAUUGUUCCCUUGCGUGAUAGCUUAAAACAAAAAUCAUCCAACCUAACACAGCUUGCACUUGCUGGAAUGAAACGCAAAAGUUUAAAAAAGAUGUUUGUUUUCUAUGUCUAUCGAUAACCAUCCAAGUAUGCUAUCUGUUGUUUCGCCCCAAGAACAAAACCAAAAAAAGCGUAGCCUCCUCCGACUGUGUCGUUUAUGUGCCAACCAGAGUUACUCGUUGAUGUUUUAUCGGCAGCAAGAAAUGAGAUCAAUGUCCUUUUAAGUAAUCUUAACCAAAACCAAAACAAAUUGUGGCAUGAUAUAAAAUAUACAGAAAAACAAAAGUAUUAAUCAAACAAAGUCAGCUCCUCAAUGAGAAACCAGAAAACAUCAGUGACAAAUCUAAGUGUGAAUUUCAAAAAAAAAAAACAUGAGAUGAUGGAUAAUUGUUGAAUGACCUUAUUUACAAACCAAAAGACGACACAGAGCAAGUCAUGAAGCCGAUUAUAUCGAUUAUUACCAUUCCCUAAAGUGACAUUAUUCUAUACUGAAAUAAAACAAAAGAAAAAUACAAAUACAUUCAUAAGCAAAUAGAUGGAUCUUAAAUGGCGGGAUUAUGAACCUGGAGAGAGACACAAAUGUUGCGAAUAUUAAAUGAAACAGUAAAAGUCUUUAUUCCACACACAUCCAAUAUUCGGUGUAUGUUGAUUGAAAAACCUA
Molecule: messenger RNA, 6123 nt
Organism: Culex quinquefasciatus (southern house mosquito)
Lineage: Eukaryota; Metazoa; Arthropoda; Insecta; Diptera; Culicidae
Gene: gprs
Product: serine-enriched protein
Molecular function (GO): protein binding
Source: RefSeq, a predicted model, not a curated record